ACAGAGAAAACAAAAGUUGCAAACGAUUUGAAACAAAAAUUAACCUAAAAAAUAGUUACAGUCAAUAAAACUUUAAUAAUUAUUUGAAUUGGUAAUUGAGUAAAGCCGGCACAAUGAAACGACUCUCUGAGGAACGAACCAAAACCCUGUUUGAAAAGCUGGCAAAAUAUAUUGGGCCCAACGUAAAAUUACUGAUAGAGCGGCCAGAUGGGAUCUACUGUUUCCGUGAGCAAAAGGACAGAGUGUAUUACAUUUCGGAAAAAAUCCUAAAAUUGGCCGAAACUCUGCCACCAAACCAGCUAAUCUCUGCCGGGACAUGUUUUGGGAAGUUUACAAAGUCGAACAAGUUUCGGCUGCACAUAACUGCGUUGAGUUAUUUGGCGCCUUACGCCCAGUGCAAAGUUUGGCUAAAACCAUCAGCGGAGCAACAAUUCCUUUACGGCAAUCACGUCUCAAAGGCGGGUUUAGGACGAAUAAGUGAGAACACGGAGAAAUACCAGGGGGUUUUGGUGUACAGUAUGUCCGACUUGCCGCUGGGGUUUGGGGUAGCGGCGAGGUCCACAGCAGAGUGCAAACACGCCGACCCUCUGGCCCCCGUCUGCUUCCAUCAGGCAGACAUCGGGGAGUACAUCCGAUCGGAGGAAGAUUUAUUGUGAUUUAAGAAAUAAAUUUUUACGAAUUUGUA
Tribolium castaneum (red flour beetle) is the source of this 685-nucleotide messenger RNA. RefSeq lists its product as uncharacterized. Gene Ontology annotation, biological process: ribosomal large subunit biogenesis; ribosome assembly. Gene Ontology annotation, molecular function: RNA binding. The record is from RefSeq and is a predicted model, not a curated record. The transcript is spliced from 3 exons. Gene Ontology annotation, cellular component: preribosome, large subunit precursor; nucleolus; nucleus. Bases 114 to 656 code for a protein of 180 amino acids. Lineage: Eukaryota; Metazoa; Arthropoda; Insecta; Coleoptera; Tenebrionidae.